Messenger RNA from Catharus ustulatus (Swainson's thrush), 1154 nucleotides. RefSeq names its product B cell receptor associated protein 31 (gene BCAP31). The transcript has 8 exons. The coding region runs from base 69 to 788 and encodes 239 amino acids. Gene Ontology annotation, cellular component: endoplasmic reticulum membrane; endoplasmic reticulum. The record is from RefSeq and is a predicted model, not a curated record. Gene Ontology annotation, biological process: endoplasmic reticulum to Golgi vesicle-mediated transport; intracellular protein transport. Lineage: Eukaryota; Metazoa; Chordata; Aves; Passeriformes; Turdidae.
CUCAUCACGUGGGCGGUGCUUCCGCUGUUUGCUUCCGGUUUGGGCGGGGGCCGCAGCUGAGGGCCGCCAUGAGCCUGCAGUGGACGGCGGUGGCCACGUUCCUGUACGCCGAGGUUUUCUUGGUGCUGCUGCUCUGCGUUCCCUUCGUGUCUCCGGCCAGAUGGCAAAAAAUUUUCCGUUCCCGCCUCGUGGGCUUGGCCGUGGCUUAUGGCAACACUUUCUUCAUCGUGCUCAUCAUCAUCCUCGUGCUGCUGCUCCUCGAUGCUCUGAGGGAGACCCGAAAAUACAACGUGGGGGAUAAGGAGGCUCUGAGCAGCACCCCGGCCGCCCUGGAGCAUUUCCACAUGAAACUCUUCCGGGCUCAGAGGAAUCUCUACCUGGCUGGGUUCUCCCUGCUGCUCUCCUUCCUCCUGAGGCGCUUGGUGACGUUGAUCUCGGCCCAGGCCGCGCUCGGAGCCUCCAGCCAGGCCUUCCGCAAGCAGGCCGAGGGCGCCAGCCAGGCCGCACGGCAGUACCUGGAGGACAACGACGCCCUCAGAAAGCAGCUGCAGGAGUCUGGGGGGGCCCCGUCCCCAAACCGGGACGAGAACGAGAAGCUCAAGGCCAAGGUGGAGUCACUGAAGGAGGAGCUGGAGCUCAGCAAGAAGGCUCUGGAGAAGGCUGAGAACGAGCUGAAGGCCAUGAGGAGCCAGGCCCAGGGCCUGACCCGCGAGUACGAUCGGCUGCUGGAGGAGCACGCCCGGCUCCAGGCCGCUCACGACAAACCACGGGACAAGAAGGAGGAGUGAGAGGGGGCGGGGCCACACCAGACCACGCCCACAACGGUUUAAACCCCGCCCCUCAUGUCAGGCCACGCCCACAAGCCUUUCCAAGCUCCGCCCAUCGGACCAGACCACGCCCACAACGGUUCCAAACUCCGCCCAUUGGACCAGGCCACGCCUCCUGACCAAAGCUCCGCCCCUAUUUCCUUUUAUGGGCGCCCCAUUCCCUUCCUUUUUUUGGGGUCCAAAUCUCAUUUUUGGGGGUCCAAGCCUCGUUUUGGGGAGGCUGAACCCCUCCCCCACUCUGUGUCCCUUCCCCCACCUUUCCCAAAUUUUAUUUUGGGGGGUGGGGAGGAGGAAAUGGGGACCCCUCCUUUUUUUUUCUUUUUUUUU